This is a messenger RNA of Penicillium paradoxum, 912 nucleotides long. Its product is annotated as protein ERV29. The record is from RefSeq and is a predicted model, not a curated record. Gene Ontology annotation, biological process: Golgi organization. Gene Ontology annotation, cellular component: endoplasmic reticulum-Golgi intermediate compartment; membrane; endoplasmic reticulum. Lineage: Eukaryota; Fungi; Ascomycota; Eurotiomycetes; Eurotiales; Aspergillaceae. The coding region runs from base 1 to 912 and encodes 303 amino acids. The transcript is spliced from 5 exons.
AUGGCCCAAAUCCGUGGCACUGCGGGCUAUAACCUCGGCCACCAAAACCCGUUUGGCGGGCCCGGUAGCGCAAAUGCCACCAACGACCCAAGUCCACUGGAUGCUAUCCGCGAGCAGACAAGCAAGAUUGAGGACUGGCUAGAUACCUUGGCUGAUCCAGUGAAGCCGUACCUUCCCGCCGUCGGCCGAUUCUUGAUUGUAGUGACCUUCAUCGAAGACUCAUUGCGAAUCCUUACACAAUGGUCCGACCAGCUCCUCUACCUCCAUGAUUUCCGGAAGAUUCCAUGGGGCCUCACGCACCUGUUCCUGAUUAUCAACGUCAUUGCCAUGUCUGUUUGUUCGACUUUGGUUAUCACCCGCAAACGCACCGAGUUCGCCGUCGCCGGAUUGUUAGGCGUCGUCAUCACACAGGGUCUUGGAUACGGUCUUAUUUUCGACUUGAACUUCUUUCUCCGCAACUUGAGUGUAGUCGGCGGCCUGCUUAUGGUGCUGUCCGACUCGUGGGUGCGCAAGAAGUUCGUCCCGGCCGGUCUGCCCCAGCUUGAUGAGAAGGAUCGCAAGAUGUACGUCCAGUUCGCUGGCCGUGUGCUGUUGAUCUUCCUCUUCAUUGGAUUCGUUUUCUCCGGCGAAUGGACCUUCUGGCGCAUUUUGGUCAGCUUGUUCGGUUUCGUCGCUUGUGUCAUGGUCAUUGUUGGCUUCAAGGCUAAGUGGAGCGCCAUCAUUCUUGUGGUCCUGCUGAGUCUGUUCAACGUGUUUGUGAACAACUUCUGGACGCUCCAUGCCCACCACCCUCAAAAGGACUUCGCCAAGUACGACUUCUUCCAGAUCUUAUCCAUUGUUGGUGGUCUGGUCCUCCUGGUGAACAUGGGUCCCGGCCAAUUGAGCAUGGACGAGAAGAAGAAGGUUUACUAG